Molecule: messenger RNA, 1229 nt
Organism: Camellia sinensis
Lineage: Eukaryota; Viridiplantae; Streptophyta; Magnoliopsida; Ericales; Theaceae
Product: putative WRKY transcription factor 65
Biological process (GO): regulation of DNA-templated transcription
Cellular component (GO): nucleus
Molecular function (GO): DNA-binding transcription factor activity; transcription cis-regulatory region binding
Source: RefSeq, a predicted model, not a curated record
CAUCAUUAGGUCCCAUUUUUGAAAAAACAAAACCCAUCCCAACCAAUCUUUCUGCACCUUCCCCCAUUUCUUCUUCCUUCCUCUCUCUCUCUCUCUCUGUCUCUCUGUGCAACUUUUAAAAUCGCCAUCAUCAGUAUAUCAUCAAGCCUAAAAACAUCUCAAGCUUUAGUGGGUGCCACUCCAAAACCCUAGCUAUGGAAGGAAGAUUUAGCAACCACCCAUUUAUAAAUGAGCAAGAAGACAUCGAAAACUCACCAGAAAACAGCGAAGAUACGCUUCGUUCCGGCAUGCUCAACGACACCAAGACCACUUCUACCUCCUCCCCUAAAAGAAGUAGGCGCGCUGCACAGAAAAGAGUGGUCUCCAUCCCGAUCGGAGACAUCGAAGGGUCGAGGCUGAAGGGGGAGAGUGCUCCACCGUCUGAUUCAUGGGCUUGGAGGAAGUACGGUCAGAAACCCAUCAAAGGCUCACCUUACCCCAGAGGGUACUACCGGUGCAGUAGCUCCAAAGGAUGUCCGGCCAGAAAACAAGUAGAGAGAAGCCACGUCGACCCCACCAUGGUAGUGGUGACGUACUCCUGCGAGCACAACCACGCUUUGCCGGCGUCCAAAAACAAUCACCACCAAAACCACCAACAACCCACCAUCAUCUCCGCCACUACCCCCGCCGCGGCCGAGGCAGCUACACCGGUCUCGCCGCCUCUACUUUUCGACAAUUUGGGAGAAGAAGAGUCUCAGAUCAACGCUUACCAAUUCGAGUGGUUUUCACAUUUGGAAUCGGUAUCAUCAACCGUGCUCGAAAGCCCGAUGUUGGAUAGCGGUGGUGGCGGCAGCGGCGGUGAUGGGGCGUUGAUUUUUACGAUAAGGGAGGAGGAUGAGUCGUUGUUCGGUGACUUAGGGGAGCUGCCGGAGUGCGCGGUGGUGUUCCGGCGAGGGGUGAGGGAGAGGGAGGAGGAGGAGAGGCGGCGGUGUAAUUUGGCACCGUGGUGUGGGACCACAGGGUGAGAUCUUAUGACACGUGUUGGUUUUGGAUUUGUCUUUUGUUCAUUUGCUGAGCUGGAUAUACAAUGAUUUCAACGAUGGAGUGCGUAUCGUGCGCCUUAAGAUACCCAAUUUUUAUUUCUUUUUUAAUUUGAUCAUUUUAUUUCAUAUUUAUUUUAUUUUAUAUUGUCCAGAUUUCAGUGUCGUAAAUAACGAAAUAAAAAUGUCCGAUUCUGGUUUUUGUCUUCA